CGGCCCGGGCGGGGGAUGGAUGCGCUGGCGGAGCUGCUGGCCGCGCUGCCCUUCUGGGGGACCGCGUUGGCGCUGCUGCUCGCCUCGCUGUGGCUCUGGCGGGGCCAGGCCCGUGCGCCCCGGGGCUCCGAGGUUCCUGCUCCUCCAAAGCUGGCCCGGCCCUCCGCGGGCGCCGAGGAGGUGCAGACGCGCGGACUCGCAACGUACGAGCUAGAGGAGCCUCGGGAGAGGGCAGGAAAGGAGGAGGAGGAAGAGAGGCAGAAUGAAGAGCCGAACUCUGACAAUAAGAAGAUGCCACUGCUAGCUGAACUAGAAGAAGAUGACUACAAAUCAGGAAGAGAAAGUUCCUUUGAUGGAACUCUUGCCAUUGAAACUACAUGAUCUGGCAGGAUUGAAGAGGAGGUAUUUUCAUUUAAAUAUAGCCCUGGAAAAAUGCGAGGAAACCAAUAUAAGAAGAUGAUGACCAAAGAAGAGUUGGAGGAAGAACAAAGGGUUAAAAAAGAACAGCUAGCUGCCAUCUUCAAACUCAUGAAGGACAACACGGAGACUUUUGGGGAGAUGUCCGAUGGAGAUAUGCAGGAACAGCUCAAGCUUUAUGAUAUGUAGGCUCAAAAACAACAGAGCUCUCCGACAGCUGCUGCCUUACUCUGCAACAAGACUUUGAAGACAAUUGUACUGUGACUGUUAUUAGAUUAGAAACUCUUGUUUUCAGAUUUUUUGUAGGUUUAAAUACAUACAUAUGCAUAUAUAUGUAUAUAUAUAUAUCUUUUUGCAUAUUCUAUUUAUAUUUCCUCUCAUAGGGAUCAAUAAUACUCCCCAUAGAGGAAGAGGGGUGGGCAGACCCUGUUAGCUGAGUUUCCCUGCUUAUUGUUUGUUGUUGAGGUUCAGACUAUGUGACAUAAUUAAUACCUUAUCUUCUGACUCGAGCUAAGAAAUUCCUCAUGUUAGUUCCAAGAUAGACAAUAGUACGGGACCAGACUCGAUGAUGCUGAGUCAGGGCUGACUCAGUCCUAACUCAUGACACAGUAGUAAGCUGUUUGGGAGGAUUCAGGGGUGCUAAAAGUUAUAGUAUCUUUACUAUUAGUAUCCUUAUAAGGCUUUUAAAGAGUUAGGGUUUAAGAAUUUUUUUGAGGGUCUGAAGUCCAUUUCUUCAUAGAUAGUCUAAAAGUCUAUUUCAAAGACUCAUCUUCCUUCGUGGAUCAAAAUAAAGGUACUAGAAAUGAUGUUAUAAGAGUCUGUUCUGUGUUAUUUCUAGUCCUUGUUCAAUUCAAGUGUAUGAAGAGUGCUAGGUACUGCAGGAUGUGCAAAAGAAGCAAAAGAUGUGGCAUUUGACUUGGAGAAACUGCCAAUUUCUAGGGAAAGAAAUAACCCCAACAUAAAACAAUAGAGAUAACAAAAUAUUUAACUGACAUCUAUACAGGAACUCCUCUGAUGGCUUACUGUGGUGUGGAAGUGACCCUUAGUUCUUGAAGGUUCUUCAAGUGCGAGCUGGAGGAGGAACUCAUGUUUAUGAUCUGGGCACCAGUCCAGCUUUGUUUGGAGGGAUUCAUCACUAGCAUGGCUGCAGAUUAAUGAAUCAUUAGCCAUAGCAACUCUUAAAGACUAUCUGCCAAGGUGUAAUAAUAGCUAGCAUUUUUGUAGUACCUUAAGGUUUGCAAAGCACUUUACAUUUUGACAGGAGUAUCCAUGUUGUUGAAAUCAUAAAAUCGUUGAAGUGUGAGUGCAUCCAAUUUUCUACUUAGUCGCAGCGACUGCCAUUUACAAUUCUGGCGCAGAAGCUGAAAGAUGCCUUUAUUCAGAAUGGGAUCCCUCAGGUCUGAUUGCUAAACUCUGUCAGUCAAGUUGCUGCAAUCAUUUCCCAGCAACCAGUGGCUCCAUCAUGUUUGUACUCAUGCUCCAGCAUGUUUUAUUACAUUUUUGUUUGCCUACUUCACGUGCAGCUUUUCCAAGUCACCUCAUCCACAACAUGAAGCUACUGUUUAGUUAAUUAUGAGUCUCAUGCCCUAAACUAAUAAAUGACUUUGAGUUCAUUUUUCUGAUAAUAGAUCAAUUUUCUUUUGCCUCACUGAUGGAAAAAGCAGGCCCAUUUGUGGCCAAAACAGCCCUCUCAGAACUAACUCUCAAACCGGUGUAUGGUUUUAAAUAAAGUAUGUGGCAUGUCUCA
Vombatus ursinus (common wombat) is the source of this 2164-nucleotide messenger RNA. RefSeq names its product matrix remodeling associated 7 (gene MXRA7). NCBI's taxonomy places the organism in Eukaryota, Metazoa, Chordata, Mammalia, Diprotodontia, Vombatidae. The record is from RefSeq and is a predicted model, not a curated record. The transcript has 6 exons.